Molecule: messenger RNA, 189 nt
Organism: Pelecanus crispus (Dalmatian pelican)
Lineage: Eukaryota; Metazoa; Chordata; Aves; Pelecaniformes; Pelecanidae
Source: RefSeq, a predicted model, not a curated record
AUGAACUCUCUCCUCGCCUUCGCCGUGCUGUUUGCUUGGGGCUUGUCCCCAGCUCACGGGAGCCUCUGGGACCUGUACAAAAUGAUCACGAAGGCGACGGGGAAGAACGCCUUGCUGCAUUACUCCUUCUACGGCUGCUACUGCGGCUUGGGGGGCAAAGGGAAGCCCAAGGACGCCACGGACAGGUAA